This is a messenger RNA of Ciona intestinalis (vase tunicate), 857 nucleotides long. The record is from RefSeq and is a predicted model, not a curated record. NCBI's taxonomy places the organism in Eukaryota, Metazoa, Chordata, Ascidiacea, Phlebobranchia, Cionidae.
ACUUCGGAAAGUUUAUCCAAUAUCGUAAAGCAAGGUCAUAUACUUGUGAAUGUGUUAACGAUUCAAUGGACGAAAGUGGUAUAUCAGAAACAAGUGAUAACUCAAUGUCAGACUUUGAAACUAGUGAAGUGAACGCGUCGGCACACGCUGCGCCUCCAAGAAUUAAAAUAAAGAGAGAGAUAAAUUCCCCUACCUCGUACACUCGGGUGGGAGGUUUUUUCCCAAAAGUGGGAAUUAGCUGCCCGCUAAGGAAACUACAACGUCGCCUCGAACAAAUUCAUUCUGAUGUGAGUGAGACAAAACAAAUGAUGACGUCGUUACAUGAAAUCGUGACGUCACAACAGCAAAUGGCCCCGGAGGUAUUCAUGCGAUUCAGCCCAGCUGAUACGGAUGCUGGUUUAAUGAAAUUGGUCAAAAAAUUCAAAAACCCUGGGAUUCUUGCCUCGCAUAUUGAACGCCAGACUCUCAGCAAAACUAUCACCGAAUUCAUGGGGUGGUUUAUGACUGAUGAUCUCGUAGUUCAAUAUUCGUGGACUGGCAGGUCCUCUGGUGGUGGGAAGUCGAACAAAAUAUUCAAAGAUCACCCCCUGGUUAAUAUAUUGCUCGAUGUACUUUCACAGACGGUGCUGUACAAAUAUUCUGCACGACCAAUAGUUGCAAUAGUUAUAAAAUCGUUUUUUUAAUAAAGUAAAGUCCAGACGAUGGCACAAGGUAAAGAAAUCUACGUCAAACAGUACAUUUAUACAUAGUCAAACUGGUUUACCGAAUACGCACAUGGAAACUAUAAUUUAAAACACCUGCCCCAAGUUUUAGAUAGUACUGUGUGGUAAAAGAGGGCACCUUUAGCAUGUAAUAUC